Morchella sextelata is the source of this 1056-nucleotide messenger RNA. RefSeq lists its product as uncharacterized. Lineage: Eukaryota; Fungi; Ascomycota; Pezizomycetes; Pezizales; Morchellaceae. Gene Ontology annotation, molecular function: protein binding. The transcript has 2 exons. The record is from RefSeq and is a predicted model, not a curated record. Bases 1 to 1056 code for a protein of 351 amino acids.
AUGGCCGCUACCAUUACAACAACAUAUACAACUACCAUAACAACCACAACAGCAACUCAGACCCAAACCGAGAAGAAAAGAAAGAUGCGAAAUUCCUCAAAAUCGAUACCAAUGCACCCAUCGCGGGUAUUCUACUUCUCGGACGGCGACACAAUAAUAAGCUGCCGCGACAGAUCCUACCGCGUACACUCUCACCUACUGUCGCAGUACAGUGCUGUAAUGCAGAAGGCACUCUCUAAAGGGCGAUUAUCGACUUUGUGGAAGUACCUUGGGACAGCAAAGAAAGGCUGUGAGCCGGGCCAGAAAUCAAAAUCGAAACCGGUGCAGGAUAUUCUGUAUCUGGUUUCACUUGAUGAUAGAGUCAAGACGGUAGAGCUACUGUUUUACUGUGUUUAUUCGUGCGGAAACCUCCCCCGUCUCACUCCUAGAAACCUCCCCACCUUCCUCCAUCUAAGCACAACCUACACCAUUCCCUCCCUGCUUGCGCAUUGCAAGUCAUAUCUACACACCCUCUCCCUUUUCCACCCUCUGCAGGCACUUACCACUCCAACAACCCCCGCAACCCGCUCCCUCCACUCCGAAGCCCUCACAACAAUCCUCCAUGACCUCCCCCGCUACCAGUCAAACCCCGAAUAUGAGCGCCUCCUCCCGCCCGCCGUCCGCCAUGCCUUCGCAAACUGCUGGAGCGCCUACGUGGAACGCGUAGAGGCGCUGCGAUCUGGUGAGAGCCUAUUUGGAACGUUAGCAUACCCACACUCCAGCCUGUGCGAGGACGCAGUUGGCUGCGAGGCGGACACGAGGCGCGGGCUAUUGAAGGGCUGGAAUGCGAUGUGGGAGAGGUGUAGGGAUGAGGUGCCAAGGCCGUCCGAGAUAUCGAGGUUUUUCAUGACCGCGGAACAGAAGGGACAAUGUGGGGCGCAGGUUACGGAUUUGCUGAAGAGCAUGCUGGAGGAUAUGGGUGGUGCGGACGCUGCGUGGGAUUUGAGGGUUGGAGAGGCAGUGUAUGGGAUGGGCGAGGAGGUAAAGGAGGAAGAUGAGGACGAGGAGAUGUCAUGA